AUGCAGGGCGUGGGACGGUGCGUUGAGGCGUUGGUGGCGUUGGUGGGGGUGAGCUGUGGUCUCGAUAUGUGGCUCAAAACGCUGGCCAUGUGGUCCUGGUUCAGUGGCACGGUGCCCAAGGUGCCACAGGCACCGCAGGCGCCCAAACCAGAGCGCUGCAGUGCAGCGCUCUGGUUUGGGCGCCUGCAGUGGCAACAGUACCAGUUGCCUCCAAAGAUGCUUUGCGCUCGCGCGCCAAGGUGGCCUUGCCCUGAAGUGCCUUCCUCAUAUUUUCGCGAGGCGUGCUACAAGCAGUUGCCCUCUCCGGGCCAAUGGAUCUGCAGCUGUUCACUUGCAAACAUGUUGGAGGAAGACUUCUGUCGUGGGUGUGGGGGCAAGUCCCCUGCACGUUGCGAGAAGGACCUGGCAGCUCGGGCGCGCGAAGAAGAGCGCUUGAGGCUGGAAGAAGUGGCACGACAGGAGCGCGCCCAGUGUGGGCAACUGACGGCGGCUGACUUGAAAUUCGCUCACCUUGAAGGUCGAAAGAUGAUGCCUGAACUCAGGGGCUACGAGGCCCGGGUCGGGAUCAACUGGAUCAUCUUUUUUUUUUGGGAGAAUUAUGUAUGGCUCUUUUUGGGUAUAUACUGUAUAUACAGUAUACAUGUAUUACGCAUAUAG
Molecule: messenger RNA, 657 nt
Organism: Cladocopium goreaui
Lineage: Eukaryota; Dinophyceae; Suessiales; Symbiodiniaceae
Source: the annotation of a GenBank genome assembly